UGACGUAGUCCCGUCAUCAUGACGUCACGUUGCGUCAGUCCCAGCAGCAUCUUGACUUCCGCGUUUCUCUCCAAAGUAGCUUUACGGCUAACAGCGUUUCCAGAUGAUAGAAAUGGUUUCAUUAAUGGUCUCGUUGCUCUGGACUCUGUGGAUCAGCUCUGUCUCUGCUGAAGGUCAUGUAGAGGUCAGAGGUGAACCUGGACAGUCCAUCACUCUGCCCUGUAGUUCUGCUGCCAGUUCAUCUGUUAUCGCCGUUCAGUGGAGAAGAACCGAUCUGGGCUCAGAGUACGUUCUUCUGUUCAGAGACGGUCAGUUUGAUGUAGGGAACCAGAACCCGUCUUAUCAGAACCGGGUGGAUCUGGUGGACCAACAGAUGAAGGAUGGAAACGUGUCUUUGGUUCUGAAGAACCUGACGACUAACGAUACGGGACUAUAUCAGUGCCAAGUCCAGAAUGAAGGAAGCCUUGAUACUGAACUCAUCAGAACCAUCAGACUGGAGGUUCUUAGUCCAGAGAAGAAAAAUGGAGGAACCAGCGAUGGAUCCAUCGGACUGAUAGUUGGUCUGAUCUUAUUGAUCUUAUUGGCUGCUGUUGUUGUUGUUGUUUUAUUUCUGAUCUAUAAAAAACAAUCUGCUUGUUUCAGGAAGAAAAGCUCAGAUCCUCCAGCUGAUCUGUAGAUUUACUAUAAAUGCCUUUAAUCUGUGGACAUGGCUUACAUCAGAUUAUUGCUGCUGUGGAUGUUUCAUCUGUCAAAUAUGAGUUGAUUUUCUCUUGCUGACAGAUAAACCUGCAGUCAUAAAUCAUGACUUGAUUAUUAUAAAAUAGUUUUGUACAAUGACUUCUGGACUAAAACUCAAAGGUGACAUUUUAUUUUUAGGCUGUGUUCCCACCAGUACAAUGUCGUCCACUUUGAAUCUUUAAAAGCUACACAAUUAUUAUAACUACUUAAUAAAAGAAGCUCAACCAGAAGCUAACUGAAGUUUUAUUAUUGCAUGGAUUGAGCUUCUCUUUGUAUUUAUUAAAAGAUCAAAUUUAUACUAAUCUUAUAUAUUCUAGUGUUUUAUUGACAUCUAUCCAAAUCAUUUCCUGAAUCAAAUUCAUCUCAAUUAAGUAAAAAUUUCAAGUGACAAUCAAACGAUGGCAGGUUGGUCCGUCCUGCUGAUGGAGGAGAAGGAAACUAAUUAUA
Molecule: messenger RNA, 1185 nt
Organism: Xiphophorus couchianus (Monterrey platyfish)
Lineage: Eukaryota; Metazoa; Chordata; Actinopteri; Cyprinodontiformes; Poeciliidae
Product: butyrophilin-like protein 8
Exons: 3
Coding region: 104-676 (190 amino acids)
Biological process (GO): regulation of cytokine production; T cell receptor signaling pathway
Cellular component (GO): external side of plasma membrane
Molecular function (GO): signaling receptor binding
Source: RefSeq, a predicted model, not a curated record